GUCACACUGGAGGCAAAGUAAAAUAAAAGGAAAUAAUUUAAUUUAAUUUUUCGCGUGCGAAUUACGAAAAUGACGAACGCCUAGCUGAUUUGCGUGAGACAACCAAUCGAAUCAAAACGAACGAACGGAGGAGCAGGUGGUCACCAGUUAGUGGGGAGCGGAACCGGGAGCGAUGACGAUGACUGCCUCGGAUAAAUACACGUACCAGCGAACCGUUUUGUGUUUGGCUCGCGUUCUGGCUGGGAUUCAGCCCACUCCCUGGGAAAAGGUGCAGACCCUGUUCCGGUAUUGUCCGCAGGAGAAUGCCGCUGGAGUGUUUUGUUUAGACACGCGGGCCCAGGAUGCGGUGAUCGCCCUGGGUAUUUACUAUCUAGAGGGUGGCUGCCAGCACGAAGGUCAGAUUGUGCCCUACUUGCUCCGCCUGGCAAAAUGUCUGCCCAAGGCCGUAUGGAUUGACGAUGCUCGGAGCAGCAAAGUCGAGCGCGUUCGCAUUCCCUCGGCCGAGAAAUUUAGCUUUUGUCUGAACACCCUGCUUUCUGAUAUCGCAGCGAAAUGCCCCGAUUCCCGCGAGGAGAUCAUCCUAAACCAGGUGGAAACGCUGGGUGCUCUUGCAAACAUAGUCAAGUCGAGCAGAGACAGCAGUUCGGCGCCGCCUCCCAUUAUCCUGUGCAAGGCCACCGUACCGCUUCUCUUUGGCCUGGCUCGCUCGAUGGGCCGCUACGCCAGCAACGACCCUCCUCUGUUGUGCCGCAUCUUCCCGCCAGAGUUGCUCCCCAUCCAGAGAGGCGGAGGCCGCGAUGCCACCGGAUCCAACAGCAGUGCGAGUGGAACUUGUGGCGGCUCCUUUAGCAGCAGCGAACGACUGGCGGCAACGCAUCACUUCCGGCCCAUAAUACCCCGCUCCAUGUCGGGCAGUUUGGCCCAGGCCCAGAACUUCAGCCACGACGAUGCCAGACAACGGUAUACGGGCGGAAAGCACAGCAAGCCCUCUCUGCACAGCUACUUCUCUGUGCCGUACGACCCACGGACGCACUUCUUCACGCGAUAUGGCUCAAGCUUUAACCAGUUUCCGAACAUGCGCGUCUGCGAAUCGCCCACGAAAGGAGGCCCGCGACCCUUGUAUCGAGUGCCACCGUUUCCCAUUCAGCAUCUGCAGACCAUAUUCGCGGUGUCUAAGAAGCUGCUAACCAAGGACACGCUGGAACAUCUGGAUGAGCAAGCCAGCGACAUCUUUUCGCUGCACCAGAUAAAGGGCUAUUGCUAUAAGAGCUUCUCGGAAACACUGAACCUGGUUCUGGUCACCUUGCUGCGCGAAUUGCUGCAGCAUCAAGUGGACCUGCCCACGCCGUUCACCAAGGAUGUGCAGGAGUUCGUCAAACGACUGUUCCUCAACGGGCAAACGGAGCUGCAAAACAAGCAGCAGGAUCAGGAGCGGGAGCGACGCGAGGAGAAUGGCAUCGCGGUGGUCAACAAGUACAAGGUCAAUGUGAUGGCCAAUGCGGCGUGUGUCGAUCUGCUGGUUUGGGCCAUUCGCGAUGAAACGGUUGAUGUCGACUAUAAUGUGCCAUCCCUGCAGAAUGGCUUACAAUUUUUAUUGAAGAAAGAGGCGGAUAAGCUGUGCGGUCGGCUGUCGCAGAAACUGAACUUGGAGCUCAGCCACAAGAUCGUCAUGGAUCACAUGCCGCUGCUGAUGGUUUGCCUGGAGGGACUGGGCAAGCUGGCCCAGAAGUUUCCCAACAUUGCCUGCACCUCGAUCUCGUAUCUGCGCGAUUUCCUUGUGGCUCCCAGCCCGAUUCUGGGCAAGCUUCACGACCACGCCAUGCAAACGCUGGCCCAGCAGAAAAAGGAGAAGGAGCUGACGCCGUUCAAGAUCGCGGUCCAGCACUCGGACUCGCGGACGGCCGUUGUGAUCUACGGGGACAACCAGAAGCAGACGGGAAGCGGAGCCGGAAGGAGUGGUCAUGCUGCGUUCGAGUCUCUGCGCGAUGCGGCCAUCGAGAAUCUGUCGAUCGCCUUGCGUGCUGCCCACACGCUGGACCAGUUCUGUGUCCCAGCCCUGGUGGCCAACGUGUCCAACCGACUGUUCACCGCCGAGAAGUCAGGCAGUGAGUCGCAGGGCGAGUGCCACAAAUCGAACCUGGUGAGCCUGAACAUCAUUGUGAUGCUGGGCCAUGUGGCCGUCGCGCUGAAGGACACCUCGAAAACCACCCAGAACAUCUUGCAGUUCUUCAUCCAGCGGUUCUGCAAGGUGCCCUCGGAGCAGAACGCCCUGAUAGUGGAUCAGCUGGGCUGCAUGAUUAUAUCGCAGUGCGAGACCCAUGUCUUCGACGAGAUCAUGAAGAUGUUCUCCCGCGUCACGGUGCAGUCGGCCUCCCUGGCCUACACUUCGGACCCGGAGCACCGGAAACAGUUUCACCACGUCUCGGACGCGGUGGUCAACGCGCUGGGCAACAUAGCAGCCAACAUCCAGGGCGACUCCGAGAUGCUGGAGCUGCUUGGCAAGCUGCUGGAGCUCUUCGUGCAGAUCGGUUUGGAUGGCGAGCGCAGCUACGACAACACGCCGGGCGCCCAGAAGGCCAGCUCACGCGCUGGCAAUCUGGGCAUGCUGAUACCGGUGAUUGCGGUACUGGUGCGCCGCCUGCCACCGAUCAAGAAUCCCCGCCAGCGGCUGCACAAGCUCUUCAAGGACUUCUGGGCCUACUGUGUCGUAAUGGGCUUCACAAAUGCCCGCCUCUGGCCGGCGGAUUGGUACCAGGGAGUCCAGCAGAUUGCCGCCAAGUCGCCGCUGCUCAUCUCGCAGACCGCCCACAAAUCGGACAUGCGGGAGCUCAACUACACCCUGGCCAUCAAGAGCGAUUCGGUGAACGAGCUGCGCAGCCAGAUCCUGGUGCUCCUGGAGCACUCCUCGGACAACGUGGCGACGGCCAUCAACAAGCUGUCCUUUGCCCAGUGCACCUACCUGCUGAGUGUCUACUGGCUGGAGAUGCUGCGCGUGGAGAACGCGGACGAGCCCAGUCUGGAGCCGAUCAUGAGCUACCUCUGCGACACGGCGCUCCAAAGGGACAAGACGGGCAUCUGGCAGUGCGUCAAAUGCGUUGCAGACCAGGUCUUCGAGAAGUUCCGCAACGUCCUGUAUGCGCACGACGAAAUCCGCGAAAAGGUGCUGGAAUCGCAGGCCACCCUGCUGCUGGUCUACUUCAACCACAUCCACAAGCCCAUCCAGGUGGUGGCCGAUCAGUACCUGUCCUUCCUCGUCGACCGUUUUCCCCAUCUGCUGUGGAACCGCCGGGUGCUCUGGUGCAUGCUGGACAUCCUCCAGCUGCUGGCGUACUCCCUGAGCCUCGAUCCGAACGAGGAGACGCCCACGUUGCGGGUGGUUUCCACUCCGUACACCCUGCAGCUGAUGGAUUCGCUGCCGGCGAGGGAGCUGCGCCUCAAGGACUUCGCCGACCGGUGUCAGGGCAUCGUCAACGAGGCCAUGAAGUGGGCGCCGCGGUCCACGCGCUCGCACCUGCAGGAGUACCCCAACCAGAUACCCACGCCCGUCCUGGCCCACCACAGCGGGCUGGCCCUGGCCUUCGACUCGGUGGUCAGCAGCAGUGCCUUGCACACGGGAACCAUGAGCAAGCGGCCGAGUUGCGUCAACUCCGACACGCCUCGGUUCGUGUCGGUGCUGUGCCUGCGGAGCAAGUACGCCGGCGAGAUCAGCGGUCUGCUGUCCGUGCUCAGUGAGAAGGACAAGGCCGGGCUGGCGGAGCGGUUGGUCAGCGAUGUGUGGGAGGCCUGCGCCGAGAAGAGCGAUGCCCGGCACCGUGGAGCUCUGUGGCGGGCCACAGCCUACCUGAUCAUCUGCUCGGAGAUCGACAGGAAGCUGCUGCACGCGGUGGCCAGUUCGCAGCUGGAGCUGUUCACCGAGUCGGCGAUGGAGACCGCCGUCGAGUGCUGGCAAUGGGUGCUGACGGCCCGGCAGGAUCUCGAGCUGUGCUUCAUCCAGGAGAUGGUCAGCGCCUGGCAGACGACCUUCGAGAAGCGGAUGGGGCUGUUCGCCUGGGAAACGGAGGUCACGAAUCCCCUGGCCGCCUACGAGGGCUGCAAGCUGGUCAGCAAGCCCAUACUGAUAGCCCCGCACCUGAUUUGGCUGCAGCUGCUCUCCGAAAUGGUGGACACUGCCAAGUACUGCAACCGGGACAAGGUGGAGAUGUUCUGCCUGCUGCUGCACCGAUGUCUUCCCAUUCUCAAGAGCAGCAGGCAGAACCGCCAGGUGUCCACGGUGGGCUGUCGCUUCAAGCUGCUGCAAUGCGGCCUGUCGCUCCUCCAGGGCAACACCAUACCCAAGUCGCUGGCGAGGAACAUCCUGCGAGAGCGGAUCUACUCCAAUGCACUGGACUACUUCUGCGGACCGCCCACGUGCCCGAACCAAAGCAGGGAGCAGUUGCUGGAGGACAUAUUGAUACUGCUGAAGUUCUGGCAGACGAUGCGCAGCGAGAAAAAGCAUCUGGUCACCUCAGAGGUGGGGGACUACGACCUUACCAACGCCUCGGUGAGCUCUACCCAAAUGCUGGCCGUGAGGAACAAUCCGGAGACGGCUUCCCUGAUCAGCGGCAGCGGCCUGGCCAACGACUACACGCGCUCCAUGAGCGCCAGUGGCAAUGCGGUGGGUGCGGCGGGCGGUGGCAGCAGCAGUGGCUGGUACAACACCAUCCCGCACUCCACGUCCACCUUGUCGAAGCGAUCGAACCGCUCCAAGCGGCUGCAGUACCAGAAGGAUUCGUACGACAAGGAUUACAUGAAGAAACGCAACCUGAUCCUGGAGCUGCUGGCCGUCGAGCUGGAGUUCCUUAUCACCUGGUACAAUCCCAACAGUCUGCCGGAUCUCGUAGUGCCAGGGGAGGAACAGAUCACGGAGUGGCGCAACCGGCCGUACAAGCCGAACGUGUGGCGGGACUACGCCCGUCUCGCAUGGUGCUACAACCCCACACUGGCCGUCUUCCUGCCGCAGCGGAUCAAGAAUGCCGAGAUCAUCGACGAGGAGGUGUCGCGACUGGUCUGCUCCGAUCCCAUAGCGGUGUGCCACAUCCCCGAGGCGCUGAAAUACCUCUGCACCACCAAGAACCUGCUGCAGGAGAGCCCGGACCUUGUGUAUAUCCUGUCCUGGUCGCCGGUGACCCCCAUCCAGGCGCUGGCGUACUUCUCGCGACAAUACCCGUCGCAUCCCCUGACCGCUCAGUACGCCGUGAAGACCCUCUCCUCGUACCCGGCGGAAUCGGUGCUGCCGUAUAUUCCCCAACUGGUCCAGGCACUCCGGCACGACACCAUGGGCUACGUGGUGGAGUUCAUCAAGAACAUCUCGCGGAGAUCGCAGAUCGUGGCCCACCAGCUGAUUUGGAACAUGCAGACGAACAUGUUCAUGGACGAGGACCAGCAGCACAGGGAUCCCAAUCUGUACGAGGCGCUCGAUCAGCUGUCGCAAAGUAUUAUCGCUUCGUUUUCGGGCGCUGCCAAGAGAUUCUACGAGCGGGAAUUCGACUUCUUUGGAAAGAUAACGGCCGUGUCCGGUGAGAUUCGCUCGUUCGCCAAGGGCAUUGAGCGAAAGAACGCCUGUCUGGCGGCGCUCAGCCGGAUCAAGGUGCAGAGCGGCUGCUAUUUGCCCUCCAAUCCGGAGGCCAUGGUGCUGGACAUCGACUACAGCAGCGGCACGCCCAUGCAGAGUGCGGCCAAGGCGCCGUACUUGGCCAGGUUCCGGGUGUACAGAUGCGGCAUCACGGAGUUGGAGACGCGCGCCAUGGAGGUUUCCAAUAAUCCGAAUUCCCAGGAGGAUGCGAAAAUGACGCUGGGCGUGGAGUCGUGGCAGGCGGCCAUAUUCAAGGUGGGCGACGACGUGCGCCAGGACAUGCUGGCCCUGCAGGUGAUUACUAUCUUCAAGAGCAUCUUCCAGCAAGUGGGACUCGAUCUGUUUCUGUUCCCCUACCGCGUGGUGGCCACCGCUCCAGGGUGCGGCGUGAUCGAGUGCGUGCCGAAUGCCAAGUCGAGGGAUCAGCUCGGCCGACAGACGGACAGCGGCCUCUCCGAGUAUUUCCAGCAUCAGUACGGCGACGAGAGCUCCAAGGAGUUUCAGGCGGCGCGAGCCAACUUUGUGAAGUCCAUGGCCGCAUACUCGCUGAUUGGCUAUCUGCUGCAGAUCAAGGAUCGUCACAACGGAAACAUCAUGAUCGACAAGGAUGGCCACAUCAUUCACAUAGAUUUUGGCUUUAUGUUCGAGUCCUCGCCAGGUGGCAAUAUCGGCUUCGAGCCCGAUAUGAAGCUAACCGAUGAAAUGGUCAUGAUUAUGGGCGGCAAGAUGGACUCGCCGGCCUUCAAGUGGUUCUGCGAGCUGUGCGUGCAGGCCUUCCUUGCGGUGCGUCCGUACCAGGACGCGAUUGUCUCGUUGGUGUCCCUGAUGCUGGACACCGGGCUGCCCUGUUUCCGGGGACAGACAAUUAACCUGUUGAAGCAGCGGUUCGUGGCCACCAAGAAUAACAAGGAGGCAGCCGCCCACAUGCUGGCUGUCAUCCGGAAUUCGUACCAAAACUUCCGCACACGUACCUACGACAUGAUUCAGUACUACCAGAAUCAGAUACCCUACUAAGCCCCAAUUAGUGGCGCCUCUUGUUCGUUGUUGUUGGCCAAAAGACACUUAAGAAAUCCCCAGAACUUCAAGCUGCUACAGAAAAUAACUCGUAACCCUAUACGUAUUAUUGUUUCGGUGCCGCACCCAUAUGUAUUCCCCCUUACCCGUAUUUCCAAGAUGUAAUUCUUUUUUGUUUCGCGUACUUAUAAGAUGUUGAACUUUUUCCAAGAUUUUACGACGCAUACAUACGUUAUACAAUAUUUAAUAUUAAAUCAAUUAUAGGGCAAUAUGUUAUACAAUGGUAAAUAUCUGUUAUUAAUGGGAAGUGAAAGUAACUUGUUUAUGGUUCUAACUAAUAAAUUGUAUUCCCGAUCGA
Drosophila ficusphila is the source of this 6983-nucleotide messenger RNA. It is a transcript of the gene Pi4KIIIalpha, whose product is annotated as phosphatidylinositol 4-kinase alpha. Lineage: Eukaryota; Metazoa; Arthropoda; Insecta; Diptera; Drosophilidae. The coding region runs from base 173 to 6625 and encodes 2150 amino acids. The transcript is spliced from 11 exons. The record is from RefSeq and is a predicted model, not a curated record. Gene Ontology annotation, cellular component: cytoplasm; plasma membrane. Gene Ontology annotation, biological process: phosphatidylinositol phosphate biosynthetic process; phosphatidylinositol-mediated signaling. Gene Ontology annotation, molecular function: 1-phosphatidylinositol 4-kinase activity.